Messenger RNA from Staurois parvus, 306 nucleotides. The record is from the annotation of a GenBank genome assembly. NCBI's taxonomy places the organism in Eukaryota, Metazoa, Chordata, Amphibia, Anura, Ranidae.
AUGCACUCUCCCAAGAAAAAACAAACAACCUCUCUAGCAGUACACACCAAACUGAGCAUGUGCAGAGUGUCUUCAGAUGAUAUAUCUUAUCAGGAGAUAAGAGGGGGACACUGGAAGAUGAGGAGAAUCAGAGAAGAAAGGAUCACACAGCCUUUUUACAGAAUGCAGAGGAAUAACCCCUUAGGUUCCACAGUGAGUAUAACAAGCAUGCUUUACUGCCAGGGGCGGACUGACAACUCAUGGGGCCCCCGGGCAAUAGGGGAUCAUGGGACCCCUGUGUCCUUGCCCAAACUCAAAAAAGCCUAU